Messenger RNA from Pelobates fuscus (common spadefoot toad), 5019 nucleotides. It is a transcript of the gene FNDC3B, whose product is annotated as fibronectin type III domain containing 3B. Bases 167 to 3787 code for a protein of 1206 amino acids. Gene Ontology annotation, molecular function: protein binding. Lineage: Eukaryota; Metazoa; Chordata; Amphibia; Anura; Pelobatidae. The record is from RefSeq and is a predicted model, not a curated record. The transcript has 26 exons.
CUGGGAGGUUGGGCGCUGUGUCUGGAGCAGGAGGCCCCUCUCCACUGCCUCUCAUUGGGCUCAUUCUGGCAGGGAUUUACUGGAGUAGCUGCGCACGUCGACCGAACCGCUGUCCAACCCCCCCAUUUCAGCGAUCCAUAAGGCAGCUGUGGAAAAUUCUCCAUGAAUGUACGUCACAAUGAUGAUGACCGACCAAAUCCCACUGGAACUGCCACCCUUGCUGAAUGGGGAGGUCCCGAUGAUGCCACAUAUAGUGAAUGGAGAUGGCUCACAGCAGGUCAUACUAGUUCAGGUUAACCCGGGAGAAACCUUCACCAUAAGAGCAGAGGAUGGAACACUACAAUGCAUUCCAGGUCCCGCAGAGGUCCCCAUGAUGUCUCCUAAUGGAUCUAUUCCACCAAUACACGUACCACCUGGUUACAUCUCACAGGUGAUGGAAGACAGCACAGGGGUUCGGCGAGUAGUGGUCACUCCUCAGUCUCCAGAUUGCUAUCCUCCCAGCUAUACUUCGGCCAUCUCUCCAACUCACCAUUUACCGCCUUACCUUGCACAUCACCCACAUUUUCUUCAUAACUCGCAUUCACCAUUCUACCCACCAGUUACUGGUCCGGGAGACAUACCUCCCCAGUACUUCCAACAUCAUCUCCCACAUACAAUAUAUGGGGAGCAAGAAAUCAUACCACUGUACGGGAUGUCCAGCUACAUCACACGAGAAGACCAGUAUUGUAAGCCACAGCACAAAAAACUCAAAGAAAGACAAAUUGACAGACAAAACAGACUCAACAGUCCACCAUCCACUCUCUACAAAAGCCAUCUCGGAAACUGUACUGCCGUCUACAAUGGCAAUGGGAAAACCCACAACGGUGCUGGCUGUGGAGGAGUUAGCGGAAUAACUGGAUUAAAGAAAAUAGAACGCAGAGCACGAAGCAGUCCAAAGUCCAAUGAACAAGAUGCACAAGAGUAUGAAUCGGAAGUAAAAAAGACACAUGAAGUCCUUUCAGGGAUCGAGAAGCUAAUGGUUUCCAACAUUCAGUCGAGAACAGCUUUAGUCACAUGGUCUCCUCCCAGUGGUUACAUAAAUGUAGAAAAGCACAGCAAUGGUCUCUCUUAUGCCUGUAGUUAUGAAGUUGCCUUAUCAGACAAAGGGAGAGAUGGAAAGUACAAGAUUGUUUACAGCGGAGAGGAAUUAGAGUGUCACUUGAAAGACCUCAGGCCCGCAACAGAUUAUCAUGUCAGAGUUUAUGCCAUGAAUAAGAAUGUAAAGGGAUCCUGCUCCGAGCCCAUCAGCUUCACCACCCACAGCUGUGCACCUGAUUGUCCUUUUCCACCCAAACUCUCCCACAGAAGUAAAAGCUCAUUGACAUUACAAUGGAAGGCACCAGUUGAUAAUGGUUCAAAAAUCACCAGCUACAUUCUACAGUGGUAUGAGGGAAAAAGAAGUAGUGUGUUUAAGGAAUGUUAUAUGGGAAACCAAAGGCACUACAAGCUGACAAAGCUGUGUCCAGCUAUUGGCUACACGUUCAGAGUAGCAGCUUGCAACAAUAUUGGUAAAAGUGAAUAUAGCCAAGAAGUUGUUUACUAUACAGCAGGCAACAUCCCUCAGACGCCAUCUGCACCAAAGCUGAUCCGUGCUGGAAUUACAUGGAUAACUCUGCAGUGGAUGAAGCCAGAAGGAUGUUUCCCAGAUGAGGUGGUUUCUUACACCCUGGAGAUUCAGGAGGAUGAUGACAGUGUAUUUCAACCCACCUACACUGGAGAAGAAUUAACAUGUACUGUGAAUAGUCUCCAAAGAAGCACACAAUAUAAAUUUAGGCUUAUUGCCUCUAAUGUUGAAGGAAGUAGCAGCCCAAGUGAAAUUUUGGUCUGCACAACAAGCCCAGAUAGGCCAGGACCUCCCUCUCAACCUGUUGUAAAGGGCAUUAUCACUGCACAUGGAUUUACUGUUCAAUGGGAUCCUCCAGAAGACAAUGGAGGUUCUGAAAUCCUGAAAUACUUAUUAGAGAUUUCUGAAGGCACUUCUGAAGCAACGCAAUGGAAGGUGGCAUACAGUGGGUCUGCAACAGAUUACACAUGUAAAGACUUGAAACCAGGCACUUUAUAUAAACUGCGCAUCUGCUCCAUUAGCACGGGUGGACACAGUCAGUGUUCUGAAAGUCAGCCUAUUCGCACAUUAAGUGUAGCACCAGGACCUUGUCAACCGCCAAGGGUUGUAGGCAAACCAAAGCAUAAAGAAGUGCAGUUACAAUGGGAUGUCCCAGAGACAGAGUCUGGAUGCCAGGUAAUGGAGUACAGUUUGGAGCUUUCUUUACCUGGAGAAGAUGGCACUGAGGUCUAUCACGGCCAAGAAGUAGAGUGCACUGUCAGUGAUCUUCUUCCUGGAUCAACAUACCAUUUUAUAGUACGGGCUUUGAAUGAUGGAGGAUAUGGGCCGUACUCAGACGCCACAGAAAUCACAACUGCUGCAGGGCCACCCGCACAAUGCAGGCAACCUUCGCUGGCAUUCCUGUCUGACACGUGUGUGCUUAUAAGCUGGCAGAGUCCUGAAAGUAAUGGGGCGGAUAUCUCAUCAUACAGACUACAAUGGGCAAAGGAAGAAGAGAGCCCAGAGUUAGUUUACAGUGGCACAGAUACCAGUUUUCAAAUAUCUGAAUUAUCACCAGCAACAAAUUACUGCUGUAGACUUCAGGCUGUCAAUUUAUCUGGUGUUGGGCCUUUCAGCGAUUUAGUGACCUGCAGAACACCAGCAUCCGUACCAGACACAGUUUCUAACCUUUACGUAACGGAUGAUGCCCAUAUAGAAACAUGCACAAUCUUAACCUCAGUGCGCCUUAUGCUAAGUUGGGAAGAACCAUGCAGCAAUGGAUCGGAAAUCAUUUCUUACAACAUUGAUUUGGGAGAUGUUUGCAUCUCAGUCGGGAAUGUGACUAGUUACGUCAUCGAGGAUCUACAGCCAGAAACAAGCUAUCAACUACGAGUACAGGCAGUGAAUGAAAUUGGAGCGGGACCUUUCAGUCAUACAAUUAAUGUAAAAACCAGCCAGCUUCCGCCAUUGCCUCCGCGGUUAGAGUGUACGGCUGCAGGACCUCAGAGCCUCAAAUUAAAAUGGGGGGAGAGCAGCACAAAGUCACAGUCUUCAGAUGAUAUAAUCUUCAUUCUUCAGCUUGAAGACAAAAACAAAAGAUUUCUUCCCAUCUAUAGAGGACCAAGUCACACCUACAAGGUACAGAGGCUGAUGGAGUGCACGUGUUACAGUUUCCGAAUUCAGGCUGUAAAUGAUGCUGGGGAAGGACCAUAUUCUGACAUCUGUAAAUUCAGCACAACUAAAUGUGUUCCUCCAACCAUUAAAGCACCCCGGGUAACCCAGUUGGAGGGGAACACAUGUGAAAUCACAUGGGAGACAGUAUUGCCUAUGAAAGGAGAUCCAAUUGGAUACAUAUUGCAAGUACAAGUUGGACGAGAGUCUGAAUACAAACAGAUAUACAAAGGAGAAGACUCAUCAUUCCAAAUCUCAGGCCUUCAAAACAAUAUGGAAUACAGGUUUCGAGUGUGUGUAUGUCGUCGAUGCCUGGAUACUUCACAGGAACUCUGUGGAUCUUUUAGCCCAUCUGUGUCUUUCAUUACGAGAAGGAACGAUCUCAUGCUACCUGGGGACGUAUCACACAGCGACCGUACAAAACUCAAGGGCAUGAUGCCCACUGAUGAACAGUUUGCCAUUCUCAUUGUUUUAGGUUUUGCAACAUCAUCUGUUCUAUUUGCAUUUAUACUUCAGUACUUCUUUAUGAAGUAAACAUCCAACACAAAUUUGAGGUAAAAAAACAAAACAAAGUUAACUAAUGCUACGCAUUAUAACCCAGAAAUUUAUUCAAAUAUUCCUUUUACAAAAAAAACAAAAAAAAACAUUUUAAUUUCUACAUUUUAUACUCAUAUUUUUUACGGUUUCAAACUAGCUACAUUCUCAGUGUUUUGAUGCACCUUUUUUGAAAUGCAAUCUUUAAAAAGCAUAAGUAUAUAGUCCUGGGUUUACUAUGGAGGCCUGUCUAAUGGUGUGGGAAAAGAAGGCUUGUGCAAGUCCUUCAGUUAUUUACAGUAUUUUUAGUAUCAAACUUAAAUACAUUAAUUGUUUUUAUUUCUAAUAAAUGGAUGUAUCUGUCACAAAAUGUAAGCAUACUCAGUAUAUUUAUCAUUACCAUUGGUAAACCAUCACAAUAGAUUAUAUAUCAUCCCCACUAAAACUAUUUACGUUUAUAGUAAUGAUGCCACUUUUAUUAAUUAAAUUAUAAUCACGUUUCCCUUAAGAGCGGCCUGUUUGUCCAAUCUGACGAUCUACUAACCUGUCAAUCUUCAUAUUCCUAAACCAUACCUACUUCCUGUUCCAAAACCAAGCAUUUUAAUGCCAAGUUCAAUUUUAAAUUGCGAUUUUAUAUCAUAUGAUUUCAAUACCAUAAAGCCUUAAACACUUAUUGCAAGGACAACUCAAUGCACACUUUUUUUUUUUUUUUUUCUUUAAUGGUGAUAUAAGGGCGAUGUGCAAUAGUUUUAGCUCUGUUUAUAUCAACCAUUUAAAUACUGCUUGACAUUCCUAACCAUAUUGCCACAGUUUACUUCUUUACAUUUUUUAUUUUAGCCAUAUGUUUUAAACCCAACACCAGUUAAAUGUGUUUCAAUUCAAAACAAUUGCAAUAUGUCUUUCCACUUUCUAAUGAGAUACGUUUUGGGCAAUUGUGUUAAAACCAUAAAUGGCAAAAUAUGGAAAUGAAAUGAGUUCUCUAUGAUACAGUCUUCUCUUUUAAUCAAAAAUAAUGUGUAUACAAUGCCAAUAAUUCACAUUAUUGAUCUCUAUAAUUCACAUUAUCUGUCUCUAAUGAGCAAUAUACUUAAUCACACAGAGUUUUAUGUACAAUAUAGAGGAUUCUAUGUUUAAACACAUAUUCUGAAGAAACAAAUAUUGACUAACUCAAUGCAGAGGAAAAUAGAGCUGUAUGGGGUUUAUAAUGACUCUGUCAUCUGACACCAAACAAA